AUGGCUGAAAUGAUGGAUCUCGAUGCCGUGGCCGGUACCAAGCGCAAGGCGGAUGUGGACAACGACGAACCGGCACCGCCACGUCGUAUUCGCGCUCUAGAUAUCGAUGUAGUGAACAAGAUUGCCGCUGGUGAAAUUAUUGUUGCACCCGUCCACGCGCUGAAGGAGCUUCUGGAGAAUGCCAUAGACGCAGGCAGCACUGCAUUGGAGGUUCUUGUCAAGGACGGCGGAUUGAAAUUGCUUCAGAUUACAGACAAUGGAUCUGGGAUUCAGAAGGACGAUCUUGCCAUCCUGUGUGAGCGACACACUACGUCAAAAAUUGCCGCGUUUGAAGAUCUCGAGUCCAUUUCCACAUACGGCUUCCGCGGCGAGGCCCUUGCAAGCAUAAGUCAUAUCGCCCAUUUGACAGUCACCACAAAAACAAAGGAUUCGCCUCUAGCUUGGCGUGCGCACUAUCUGGAUGGCAAGCUUGUGCCUAGCAAGCCAGGUCAGCCAGCAGAGCCCAAAGGCGUCGCUGGUCGCCCUGGGACCCAAAUUGCGGUCGAAGAUUUGUUCUUCAGUAUACCCACGAGACGCAAGGCAUUUAGAUCCUAUGCGGACGAAUUCAACAAGAUUAUAGACAUGGUUGGGCGAUAUGCCAUCCAUUCCGCGGGGGUCGGCUUCACAUGCAAAAAGGCCGGCGAAUCUUCUACAAAUCUGUCAAUACCAGCAGCCGCAAAUGCGGUCGAUAGAGUGCGCCAGAUAUAUGGCGGAGGUGUUGCAAACGAGCUGGUUGAGGUCAAUGCUGCUGAUGUUCGCUGGGGCUUCGAGGCCAAUGCACUGGUGACGAACGCCAAUUACCACAUCAAGAAGACAACCUUGGUGCUGUUUAUCAACCACCGCUCCGUGGAGUCGACGAAUAUAAAAAAGGCCGUUGAGCAGGUCUACUCGGCAUUUCUACCAAAGGGCGGGCACCCCUUUGUGUACCUGAGCCUCGCCAUUGACCCAACAAGAGUCGACGUAAAUGUGCAUCCCACCAAGAAGGAAGUUCAUUUCCUCAAUGAAGAUGAAAUCAUCCAAGACGUCUGCAACGCAAUCACCAAUGCCCUCACAGCGGUUGACACUAGCCGCACUUUCAAAACCCAAACGCUGAUUCCGGGUGCACGGCCGAUGGACAGCAAUGCCGCCAAAGACGGCGAGGGGCCAGUCGAAACAGUACUGGCGAGCGGCAAGCGUGUGCGGCGGAAUUCGAAUGAUCUGGUGCGUACAGACACAGCUGAGCGCAAGAUCACCAGCAUGUUUGCGCGCACUGAAUCCGGCGAGGCGAGCGGCAGCGGCGGCGCCCGCGCUGACGAGCCCAUAGCGGUGCCCGAGCCCGUCGAGUACGAAACCGUCGACCGCGCGUACGUGUCCUGCCCGCUGGCGAGCAUCAAGGAGCUGCGCGCCGAGGUGCGGAACAACAUCCACAACGAGCUGACGGACAUGUUCACCUCGCACACCUUUGUCGGCAUCGUCGACGAGCAGCGGCGUCUGGCCGCCGUCCAGGGCGGCGUCAAGCUGUUCCUCGUCGACUACGGACACACGUGCUUUGAGUACUUUUACCAGCUCGGCCUGACCGACUUCGGCAACAUGGGCGCCCUCCGCUUCAGCCCGCCGCUGGACCUCAACGAGCUGCUGACGCUGGGGGCCACGGAAGAAAAAGCGCUCCUCGGCGCCGCCGACGACGACUUUGACACGGCCGCCAUUGUCGCGCGCAUCACCGCCCGGCUCGUGGAGAAGCGUCAGAUGCUGCACGAGUACUUUUCGCUCGAGAUCUCGCCCGCGGCCGAGCUCGUCUCGCUGCCGCUCCUCGUCAAGGGCUACACGCCGCCGAUGGGCAAGCUGCCGCGCUUCCUGCUGCGCCUCGGCCCUCACGUCGACUGGGACAGCGAGCGCGGCUGCUUCGAGACGUUUCUGCGCGAGCUGGCCACGUUUUACGUGCCGGAGCAGCUCCCGCCCGGGCCGGUGCCGGGGACGGACACGGACACGGAAAACAAGCAGGAGCCGCUGCACCCGGAGCUGCGAAAGAGACGGCAACAUGUGCGGUGGGCCGUGGAGCACAUCUUUUUUCCGGCCUUCAAGGCGAGGUUGGUGGCGACGCGCUCCCUGAUGGACGGUGGCGUGUUGGAAGUGGCUAGCCUCAAGGGCUUGUAUCGUGUCUUUGAGCGUUGUUGA
This is a messenger RNA of Akanthomyces muscarius, 2193 nucleotides long. RefSeq lists its product as uncharacterized. The transcript has 2 exons. The coding region runs from base 1 to 2193 and encodes 730 amino acids. Gene Ontology annotation, biological process: mismatch repair. Gene Ontology annotation, cellular component: MutLalpha complex. Gene Ontology annotation, molecular function: mismatched DNA binding; ATP-dependent DNA damage sensor activity; ATP binding. The record is from RefSeq and is a predicted model, not a curated record. Lineage: Eukaryota; Fungi; Ascomycota; Sordariomycetes; Hypocreales; Cordycipitaceae.